Pseudomyrmex gracilis is the source of this 2535-nucleotide messenger RNA. RefSeq names its product RCC1 and BTB domain-containing protein 1-like. Gene Ontology annotation, molecular function: protein binding. Lineage: Eukaryota; Metazoa; Arthropoda; Insecta; Hymenoptera; Formicidae. Bases 169 to 1773 code for a protein of 534 amino acids. The transcript has 10 exons. The record is from RefSeq and is a predicted model, not a curated record.
AAAGUUAUCGAAAACUUAUCUAGAAAUGAAAAAAUUGGCUGUAAGGAAAACCAAUUUUGGGAGACAUCUUCUAGACAAAGUUAUCGAAAACUUAUCUAGAAGUGAAAAAAUUGGCUGAUAGGCGACGUUGAAACUAACAGUAAUAAGUUGGAGAUUUGCUACUACAUCAUGUCUAGUAAUAUAUCAUCAGAGGGAACCUCGACGAUAGAACGCGUGGAAUAUCUUGGUGAUAAAAUGCAAGUACAAAACCUUGAAAGUAAAAGUGUUAAUAUUCUGAAUAAGGUGUGUCCAGUAUUCAAUUUGCUGUCAAAGGAGUUUAUAUCAAAAUUAUACAUGAUUCAGAUAUGUGGGAAGACUUCAGAUGGAGCUUUGCUCAUGACAACAGAUCUAAUGACGUAUGGAUUAGGUAAUAAUCAAGGAGGUCAGUUAGGAAUAGGACAUAUGAGCACAACACAGCCUGUACUAAUUGGAAUUUUAAGUGGACAAAAAAUUAAAAAGUUGAUUUAUUUAAACUCACCUGCUGUUUUUGUUCUUACUGAAAAAGGACAGAUAUAUUCAUGGGGAUCCAAUCAAUACAACUUAGGUCUUGAAGACCAACAAGCGUACGGAACAACACGUUUACCAAGUCUUAUAACUAGUUUAAAAAAAGAGCGCAUCAUAGAUAUUGCAGCCAGCGUAUAUCAUGCUGUUGCACUUACUGAAAGUGGAAAAAUAUAUUUGUGGGGAGUGUUAGUCUAUUAUAUAUAUAAUAAUCAUCAAGCUAUUGUUUCAUCUUCAAAAAAUGUUAAAGUACCACAACUAGUUUGGAAUGACAUGUCUGAACAGAUCAAGUAUAUCUGUUGUGGCUACAACUUUACUAUUGCUGUGACAAACAAAGGUGUAUAUGGUGUGGGUGACAAUUCUAACUAUCAGCUAGGAAUAAAUGACAAUUCACUCUUGAUUUCUAAAGACACUUCAGUAAGAUUUAAACUAAUCUUUUGCAAUGAAAAAUUAGAAGCAAUUCACAAUGAUGUAGUUAAAGUAGUAUGCGGUUUGCACCACGUAAUGGCACUCGAUAACGAGGGAAAUCUGUAUGUCUGGGGUAGUAAUACACGUGGACAAUUAGGAAUAAACAAGUCUACAGAUAAGUCAAUAUGCAAAAUGUUGGAUGUGCCUGAAAUGGGAAAGAUAGUAAAUAUCGCUGCUCUGUCACACAAAGACAUAAGCGUCGCUCUCAACGAUAAAGGACGUGUUUACGUAUGGGGUUUUUAUUUCCAUCUAGUUGAUUAUCCGAUGGAAAUAAACGUUUCUGAUAUGUACACAGUUUUUGGAUGUGAGUUGCCGUAUAUCAUUCGCACAUCAACAUUGAAGUAUUCCAAAACUUCUGAAAACAUAGAAACUAUGUUUGAUGAUUCUUCGGUAAGCGAUUUAACAAUACGAGUACAGGGCCAACCUAUUCACGUUCACAAAGUUAUCUUAAAUAUUCGCAGUGAGUAUUUUAGAAACAUGUUUCACCAAACAGAGUGGAAGAAUAGUCAUCAAAGUGUCAUCGAACAUAAUGAGUUUUCUUACGACAUUUAUAAAUGUUUUCUGAAGUAUUUAUACACUGGCAAAAUCGAUCUACCUGUAGAGAAAACAUUAGAAUUAUUAGCCUUAGCUAAUAAAUAUAAGGAGACAGAACUUAUGAAUUGUUGUAUUCAAAUCUUAAAGAAUGAGUGUACCAAAGAGAAUAGUGAUAAGUUUGUCACGAUGAUAUUAAGUACAAUACAGAAGGUAAGUGUUACAAAUGUGUAAUAUCUCUGGUAAUGUCAUUAAUUGGUGUUUAUGUAUGUAAUAACAGCAUAUAACAUCAAAUCUUCUCCUUAGCUUUAGAGCGCAAAGUGUACUUCCCCAUUAGCUUAACCACAUUCUGAGGUUUCAUGGCAUGUGAUUUUUUUAUGGAAUAUGCUAACCAUACGCUCAAACUCUCAACCUGGAAAAGCCAGAUUUUUUUGGUUUCAGUUUCACUGGAUCUAAAGUUCUUAAAUGGAAUUCGCUUAACUAUGCUAAUGCUGACUAUUGGUAUUGUAGAUUAUUUGUGCAAUACUUAUUGUGCAAUACCGAUAUGGUUUGCCUUUCAUAUUCGAUGUGCUCAACUGAAAGGAAUCGAAAUUUGUUUUUUUCAUUAACUAAAUUUUUAUUAAUCAAAUUAGUUAACCGUUUGCGUGCACGCGCAUUGUGCCGGUGUACGCAUUUUUUUUUGCAUGUUUCUUGUUUAUGCGCGCAUAUUUAAUAGUAAGAAAAAUGGGGUAUCAAAGAUUAUAUUUUUUGAGUAAAUAUUAGUUUCCAUAAUGCUUAUUUAGAAGAAUAAUCUCUAUCGGCUAAUAAAAAAUUCUAAAAUGUUGAACAGAUUCGACCAUCAAGUUUGUACAAAACUCUUGCUAAUGUAAAUCUGCGAUAUCAGUAUAAUAUGAUAUAAGUUGUGUAAUUCUUAAGAGUUAAAGAGCUCGUGCUUGCAAGUUAUUUUCAGUAAUACCAGUGUGAAACAAAUAUUUUGAACUGAGAAAAAUUAAAGAA